GUUUUCCGGGAAAUUCCUGUUGAAGCGAAAGUUAUAGCACAAAACCCUCACUGAUAGAAAAUCAACACUUUGAUACGCCUUUGCUGCUUUUGGAAGGGAACUCGAAGGAAGUGUGCGCAAUCUGACGAAAGAUGGCAUAUUCAUCAUCGCAUAGAGAGAUGUCCUGUGCCUUUGAGAGGAUGGCAUUUCAGGACGGCUAUUCUGAAGACUCAGAAGGAUCAGGGUUGAUGUACGCCACUUCAGAUUUGAGGACCAAACAGCAACGUUUUAGGCAAAGUCGACCACCCAUGAGCCCUGGACAGAUGUGGACAGAUGAAGAAUUUUUUCAAAGCGAAGCAGUUACAGACUGUGCUACCCGGAAGAUUGUUUGGAGAAGGCCAAAUGAAUUUCUCCGUAAUCCGCAACUUUUUGUUGGUGGUGCUGAACGGUAUGACGUUCAGCAAAAACACUUUGGGACGUGCUGGUUCCUGUCCAUGUUAGCAAACCUUGCUGACAAGCCGCGCCUGUUAAAGAAGGUGAUCAAUGCUGAAUCAUACAAACCUCGGACUGACGGAAUCUGCUGCUGCAAGCUGUGGAAGUUUGGAGAAUGGGAGGACAUUUAUAUCGAUGACUAUCUGCCCCUGUAUCGUGUGAAAGGCGGCCUUCAGUUUUAUGGCGCCAUGUCCUGGACAGACUCUGACGAAUUGUGGGUCUCCUUCUUGGAAAAGGCUCUAGCGAAGAUGUACGGGUCGUACUGUGUUGUCGACGAAGGUGGCUUGCCGAGCGAGGCCUACCUGGCGCUGACGGGAGGUGUUUCCGAGACGGUUCUGAUCACAGAUUACAUAUCCAAUCCCCGCAGUCUGUUCCGGCGACUUGACAAGGCGCUAAAGACACGCGCAAUGGUGACAUCUUGUAUUCUUGAAGAAUACAGCGGUGAUCGUGGCCUAAUUGGAGCACAUGCGUAUUCUCUGAACCAAACAGCCACGGUGACGAGAUUCAACGGGAAAGUUGUCCGUCUGAUCAGAAUAAGAAAUCCACAUGGAACAAACGAGUGGAAAGGAAAAUGGAGUGACAGGAGCCCUGAGUGGCAGACUUUGCCCGAAGGAGGGAACUUGCGCAGAGACAGAGACGAUGGAGAGUUCUGGAUGAGUUUGGAAGACUUCAUGUCAAAUUUCACGCAAACAACAAUUUGUUCCCUUACUCCUGAUUUUGACAAAGAUGGACAAUCCGACCCAUUAAACUAUGUGCUGAGGAUAUUUGGAGAGUGGGGACAAAAAAUGGAAAUCACCAUUCCAGGGGCCUGUCGGAAGCCGAUGUUUUCAGAGAAGUAUAGAGAUCUAGCACCGACGGGAUCCAUCCCAAUAGUGGUUCAAAUCGUGCAGAAAGAAGUCCGCAGGAGCUUCUACUGCGACAUCGGCUGUAGCUUAUCAGACGCGAAUGGCAGACGUAUUCCUGACAUUGAGCGAAAGCCGACACACGCUGCUGAACUCCAGCGUGUGUUCCGGUACACCCUGCCACCAGGCGACAUGCAAGGUCUCAAGGAAUGACGUGUUGUCAGAUUUCAGCAGCUGGUCAUAUUGUCCCCAUAUCAUUAACAAAUAACGUGUGUAGGUGUCGUGGUGAAUAAUAAUACAAAGGGACAUAACUCGUAGAUUAUUUUGCGUUUGAAAACAAUCAGCAAGUAGACAAGGUUCACAAGGUACCCAUCCUGCCCCUAGGACGACCUGGGUGCCAUGACCCGUGAAGAUUCCGGGGUAGAAUAGGUCUUCAGCAACCCAUGCUUGCCGUAAAAGGUGACUGCUUGUCGUAAAAGGCCACUAACGGGACCGGAUGGUCAGGCUCGCUGACUUGGUUGAUGCAUGUCAUCGAUCCCAAUUGCGCGGAUCGAUGCUCAUGAUAUCAAUCACUGUCUUGUCUGGUCCAGACUCGAUUAUUUACAGACCGCCGUCAUACUGCUGAGUGCGGCGGCGUUAAACAACAAACCAGCCAAACCAAUCGUUUAUACUCGCAAUUGAACAACCGGAGGAUCAGAACAUGUUUAUAACUGAUGUUAUUGUCCCCGAGGAAAACAACGAAAUGUUUAUGUGUUUUUCAUGUCAAAUGAUCAUCUUAAUACACAAUUGUAGUGCAUUAUAUUCGCUUAGCUAUUUCAGUGUGUAUUGUUCAUUAUAUUCCUUUGCAAUGACAGUUUGUGUAGUUUAUCAUUCUCGUUUGUAGCUAUUUCUGUGUCUGUGACCCGUGAAGAUCCGGGGUAGAAUAGGUCUUCAACAACCCA
Haliotis rufescens (red abalone) is the source of this 2254-nucleotide messenger RNA. RefSeq names its product calpain-A-like. Gene Ontology annotation, cellular component: cytoplasm. Gene Ontology annotation, biological process: proteolysis. The transcript is spliced from 12 exons. Gene Ontology annotation, molecular function: calcium-dependent cysteine-type endopeptidase activity. The record is from RefSeq and is a predicted model, not a curated record. NCBI's taxonomy places the organism in Eukaryota, Metazoa, Mollusca, Gastropoda, Lepetellida, Haliotidae. The coding region runs from base 132 to 1526 and encodes 464 amino acids.